UUUGGAUAUAAAGUCAACCUAAUUUUGUUUACGUUGUGCUGUGAUUUACGUCACUGCUUCGUGCGUUGUUAUACUGUUUAACGGAAAAAUGGAGAAGUUUACUGCGUUGAUUAUUUUAAAUUUCUUUUGUGGAACAUUGGCUAUGAUGACAGGCGGUUGGAAAGAAAUCGACAAAAAUUCUCCUGAAGUUGCGAAACAUGCUCAGUUUGCUACAAAUAAAAUUUCAGCAUCAUCAAAUUCACUUUACCAUCUGAAACCAGUUGAAAUUUUAAAAGCUGAGUCCCAGGUUGUAUCUGGAAUAAAUUACAGGAUGACAAUUAAAAUGGCACCUACAGAAUGUAAAAAGAAUAGUAGCAAUAAUUCAGACCUAUCGCAGUGUGAUCUCCUUAAGUGUGAAGCGCCAAUGAUUUGCAAUGUUACUGUUUGGGUUCAAGCCUGGAGAGAAAAUGGUACCAAGCUUACAAAGUCAUCCUGUGAACCAGGAGAAAGACCAUGUUAAUUAAUAAAACAGAUAUUUGUCAGGUUUAGCAAAAUUUAUGAACAUGUUUAUAUAUCUAUGCUUGUGUCUAUUUACAGCGAAUGUUUAAAGACACAUUUAUGCUAUGUUCAAUUCAUGAAUAAAAAUUUUUAUUUCUACAUUUAAUAUAGGAUAUAUAGAGGUCACAUUAGAAUUUAAAAUUUGCUAAAUUUUAUAUAUUUUGCAAUAUUUUUCAUAUUUAUGCAAUAUAUGAUUUGUUAUUGAUCUGACUUUUUUCGUAUAUGUAAGCCUUUAAUUUAAAAAAUGGUUGUUCGUUUUGGGCCGUUAUAUUUAUGUAUCUGUUUUAUUUAACUAGAUUUAUUUUAUCUUUCUCAUUUAUGUGAUUUUUAUUAUAUAUAUAUAUAUGACUAUUUUGUUAAUAAAAUGGUUAUUCACUUAACAUGCUCUCAUAAUUAUGUUGAAAGUUUUGAAGCUACAGUAGUCAAUUCCUUACAGUGUAUUAGUACAGCAAUAGAGUAAAUAUUUUUUUUAUUUAAAAUUCUGUAUACUUUCUGAUAAUGAAAGAUUUUGAAAAUGAUCAUUUUAAACAUGGUUAUAAAUUAUAUGUCUAACACAGUUUUACUUCUGUCUCCUUACUGCAUAAUAUUUUCCUUGCUAAUGACUAAAUUAUCAAAUCAAAUAAAAGACAUGACAGAAUUACUCCUGUUUUUAAAAGGAGUUGAAUCUUCAUAGUGCAUCUAUUUCAUAGCAAAUUUGUGUUGAUGAUGAUGCUAAAAAAACUGAUGAUUUUGACCAUUCCCACGAAUUGUUGUCAAGCAAGGGUCUGGCCACUCGGGUUGAAAUUUGGCUACCGUCGAACCAUGAAAAUCAAGUAAGAUCCACCAAAGUUGUGCUAGUUAUUUCUGUGGAAUUCUGAGCCAGACUUCCGUCUGCAGCUUUUACACUAAAACAUUUAGUAAGUCUCUCUGUAUGAUCUAUCAAAUAGUCACUGCUUCAGAAGUAUUUGACCUGCUUCAUUUUUGCACUUCUUAAAAAGUGAUUUUAGUAUUUUGUUUAGCCCUCUGAUUUUAUCAAAAACUCAAUUUAGUGAUUAUUACUGUUACUCUAUUCUAUGAGUACAAACUUCCUGCAGGUGACUGCUUCAAUCUAUUACUGUUUCUCUGACUGACUGUUCUUUAAAAUUUAACUGAUGUUAAUCCUCUCAACCAGCUGUCAAUGAAUCGGAAUGCAGUCAUAAAUGUGAUUCUACAGCCAUGGAACUAAUUUUUUUUUUUUUUUUUUUUUUUUUUUUUUUUUUUCUGUAGUUAAAUAUGUAAGUUAAAAAUAUAGCAAGUCAUAAAAAUAAAAGUGGUGUAUUGAGAAUCAUUUGGGAUUACAUCAAAUGAAAACACAGAUGUUAUGAGUAUGUUGUGAUGUCACACUUAUCCAUAACCAAUUGUAAAUUGUACUGCUUGGCUACAGUUUUAUGGCCCAUAAGAUAAUAUGUAAAUACCCUCAUUAUAUACUGUACUGUAUUAUACUACCAUUGAGCACUUUUGUUUGACUAUAAAAUAUAUAUAUAAAUAAAUAUGCAUAUAUGUGUUAUAAGGGAUUCAAAUGGCGGAUAGACUGUUAAACUUAAAUAGCUUAUUGAAAAGAUGUUGUGAUAAAUUCUUCAUUUUAUAUAAGUUGAAAGAAAUGUAAUAGGAGAUGAUGGAGAUAGGAAAUUGUGUGUAGAAAAGUAAGCAGAAUAAGUUAUUUCGUAAGCAUUUAAAGGAUAUAUUUAAAAAAAAUCUAAGUCUAUAAAUUCACUUCUAUAUUAGCCAGAGAGAUUGAAAUUUUAUUACAAAUCACAAACUGUUAUAAUUCUCACAUAUUUGAUGAAACAUAGCUAUAAUUCAUACGACUUUUUUCUUUAUGUAAAUAAAAUUAUAUUGAAUUUUACUAUACAAAAUGAGCUUUGGAUGUUCUGUGCAUGUUCUGCUUUCAUGAAACUUUUAUGUAUUGAAAAAUUUUAAAUAAAUUCAUAUGAAUUUCAUA
This is a messenger RNA of Stegodyphus dumicola, 2497 nucleotides long. Its product is annotated as cystatin-1-like. The record is from RefSeq and is a predicted model, not a curated record. Lineage: Eukaryota; Metazoa; Arthropoda; Arachnida; Araneae; Eresidae. Gene Ontology annotation, cellular component: cytoplasm; vesicle. Gene Ontology annotation, molecular function: cysteine-type endopeptidase inhibitor activity.